AUGACACGUUUAACAGCGGUGCCAAGGGACAGCGUUAGCCAACUACCUCAAUCUCAGGUGUGGACCGGCAACCGCUCAGAUGUGGGGAUGACAGACCUGGUGGAGCCUCCCAAAAGGUCCUUUCUGAGGCUGCUCAUGCAUAGCAUGGUGAUGUUUGGAAGGGAGUUCUGCUACGCUGCGGAAGGAGCUUUCGCAACCCCAGUGCUGCUCAGUGUCGGCCUCCCGAGCAGCCUCUACAGUCUGGUGUGGCUCAUCAGCCCUGUUCUGGGCUUCAUCCUCCAACCCGUCGUCGGCUCUGCCAGCGACUACUGCCGCUCGAAAUGGGGCAGGAGGAGACCCUACAUCUUGAUAAUGGGGAUCCUCAUGGUGCUGGGAAUGACUCUGUUUCUUAACGGAGAUGCUUUGGUAACAGCUACCAUAAACGACAGAAAACAAAGGCAUAUUUGGGGUGUCCUUAUUACAGUAUUCGGCGUGAUCGUUUUUGACUUCUCAGCUGACUUCAUCGACAGCCCUAUCAAGGCUUAUUUGUUUGAUGUCUGCUCCCAUCAGGAUAAAGAAAGGGCCUUACACUUCCAUGCACUGUUAACUGGCCUUGGAGGUGCUGUAGGCUACCUAACUGGUGCCAUAGAUUGGAAGAACACUUUUCUGGGAAAUAUUUUAGGAUCUGAAUAUCAGGUUAUUUACGUCUUUGCUGCAAUUAAUUUCAUCGUAUUUCUAAUAAUACACCUGUGCAGCAUUCCGGAAAUUCCAUUUGGUCAGGAUGUAGAUCUUCAGAAGUUAUAUAUGUUGAAAAAUCAUACUCAUGGCUAUGGAAGCAUUGAGAGUCCUGCAGAUGGUCACCAUGAUCCAAAUUUUUGUAAGCCAAGAGCAUUGUCAGUGGUGGGGAAAUUGGAAGACAAUUUGCAAAUCACCUGCAUUAAACCAUCAGAGGAAAAGGUACUAAGACACAUAACUCUAAAGUCGCUGAUUAGAGCUCUGUUCAGUAUGCCUAUUCAUUACCGUUCUUUGUGUGUUAGUCAUCUCAUAGGAUGGACAGCAUUUCUCUCAACUAUGCUAUUCUUCACUGAUUUCACAGGGCAGGUGGUAUAUAAUGGUGAUCCAUAUGCAGAACACAACUCUACCUCAUAUAUUACUUAUGAGCAAGGUGUUGAAGCAGGAUGCUGGGGUUUGUGCAUUAAUGCCAUAUUUUCAGCAAUUUAUUCAUAUUUACAGAAGAUCCUUUUGCCAAUAAUAGGAUUGAAAGGAAUGUACUUUGUUGGAUAUUUCCUGUUUGGCUUAGGAACUGGAUUGAUUGGCCUCUUUCCAAAUGUUCUCUCCACACUGGCACUCUGUACUGCUUUUGGAGUGAUGUCUAGUACUCUCUACACUGUGCCCUUUAACUUGAUAGCUGAGUACCACAGGAAAGAAGAGAUUGAAAAAGCAAAUGGUGGAACAACUUCGAGUGAAGGCAGGGGUAGAGGCAUCGACUGUGCUGCACUCACUGCUAUGGUGCAGCUGGCACAAAUCCUGGUUGGAGCAGGUGUUGGAGCUUUGGUAAACUUGGCUGGCACUGUGAAGGUUGUUGUGGUCACUUCAUCUGCCAUCUCCUUGUUUGGUUGUUGCUUUGUUGGAUUGUUUGUCCAAUAUGAUCCAUGAGGUCAUCAUAAAAAAGUGUAA
Carcharodon carcharias (great white shark) is the source of this 1656-nucleotide messenger RNA. RefSeq names its product solute carrier family 45 member 2 (gene slc45a2). The coding region runs from base 1 to 1635 and encodes 544 amino acids. Gene Ontology annotation, biological process: transmembrane transport. The record is from RefSeq and is a predicted model, not a curated record. Gene Ontology annotation, molecular function: sucrose:proton symporter activity. The transcript has 7 exons. Gene Ontology annotation, cellular component: membrane. Lineage: Eukaryota; Metazoa; Chordata; Chondrichthyes; Lamniformes; Lamnidae.